ACGAUAGAGGGGAGAGGAGACAGUGAACACGUUCCUCGACCAUGAGUAUGGCGAUGUGACUGCUGCUGCUCCCACGGAGGAACAUCACCAUGCCACCACCCACAAGCGCUACAAACCAUAGCCGGACCCAGGCAGAUAAGACGCAGCAAGCCACCUCGGCGCUCUCUUCCCCUCCGGACCUCUUCAGUACCCGUCUCUUAGCCUCUCCAGCAAUUCACACCGCCCUAGCGUCCCUCUGCUCCGCACUCCUAGACGCAGCCAUCACACCCUGGUGGUCGCGUCUCUCCCCCACCAACGAGCCCGCACUGCACGAUGAAGUGGAGCGACUCGUCAGUCUUGUGGGUGGCGAGCUUGCAAGGAGACUUGAAGAAGCAGAGAAGAAUGGUAGGCUGGCGGGGCUGCUGAGGGAGGAAGUGCCGGCAUUGUUGGAGAGGUAUAUUGAGGUAUGGAGAGCGACGCAGCUUGGCUUGGAGGAGAAUGGGGAGGAAGGAAUACGGAUACCUGGCACGGUCCAAGACGAUGAGGCACAUGCACGUCGACGCUUCGAGGUGUAUACUGCCCUCUGGCCCUCCAUCUACGUCUCUUCCCCCUCAUCCUCCUCUUUCCCUCCACCCGGCCCCCACCUCUCCCACGCCCGUCUGCGUCAUCUCUCCUCCUCCCUCCUUCCCUUUCUCCUACCAGCACAAGAGCUUCAAAGUCCCGCCGCAACUGCCCUCGUAAGAGAUCUACUGGCGAUGCUCCUCAGGCUUGCUCUGGAAAAGGGAAGUGCAGGAUGGAUGUGGGUUCGGGCGGGGAGGAAGAUGCUUGAGUGGGUUGCUGAGAGGCGGAGGCUUUCAGGUGCAAGUGAGAAAGGGGGAGAGGGAGAAAGAGAGGUAGAAGGAGAUGAUGAGAUUGUCCUGCUGCCUUCGGUUGAGGAGGUUUGGAGUGCGAUUGCUCAGGGCUGCAAGAGAGCACUCCCGAUAGCGCAACGUGGUCUACGAGCGAGCAAGGACCUCCUCGGCUUCCAACGACAGUCUACGCAGAAGCAAGAAGACCCGCCUCCCCCAUACCAAGAAGAGAAGGAGAGCCCAUCACCUCCAACAGCCGGGCAAACGACCUCAGUGACAUCUUCUACUGCUUCACCAUCGAGCAACUAUCUCUGCCUGCUCUGCACGAUGCUAAAUCUCCCUGCUACAUAUACGGGAAAAAUGGUGCAGGGGGCCAUCACGAUGCUCAGACUCUUUGGAAGCCAGAAGCUAGACAGUCUUCUCUACACAGCCCUAUCCUCUCACCUCUCCCGCGAAUCACACUACCUCUCCCUCCUACAAACACUCCGUUCCACCCUCCUAACAGCACAAGGCACCUUCCCACCCCCUUCAGCACCUCCUUCACUAGAAGUCCAGAGGGAAGAGUACGAGGAAUUCCUGUCGGUGUUGGUGAGGGAGGGGCCGGAGAUGCUUGACAUGGGGAUGGGGAUGGGAAUGGGGAUAGGGGGGGAGUGGAUCAUGAGUAUUCUACUUAGCGGGAGUAGCCCUACCUCUCCCCCUUCCACUCCUCCUCCUCCUCCUUCUCGCACCUGCACUCCUCCUCACCAUCCAGCCACACAGCCAGCAGCAGCAGUAGCAGCAGCAGCGCGAGGACAAAUCGAGUCUCUUCGCCCCCUCCUAGAUCCUCUGCUCAGUCCCGCAGCAUGCUGGACUCGGAUGGAUCUGGUGGGGAGAGUGGAGGAGAAGGAGAUGAUCAUACCCAGAGUUUACGAAAUGCUACAGUCUCCUUGCCGUAGCACAUCCUAUCAUCAGCACUAGUCGAAACAAUCUCUACCAGUAUCACCAUCUUCCACAGUCGUGUUCAUAUCUCGGAUCGCCAUUUCGAAAAAUGAAGAUGCUAUUUGCGAUCAAUCUAAAGAAAGAAAGAAGAGUAUGGAAGGGGAAGAUUACGCACGCACCUCACCUCGCA
Molecule: messenger RNA, 1935 nt
Organism: Microstroma glucosiphilum
Lineage: Eukaryota; Fungi; Basidiomycota; Exobasidiomycetes; Microstromatales; Microstromataceae
Exons: 3
Coding region: 90-1784 (564 amino acids)
Source: RefSeq, a predicted model, not a curated record